Lepus europaeus (European hare) is the source of this 2121-nucleotide messenger RNA. RefSeq names its product TERF2 interacting protein (gene TERF2IP). Gene Ontology annotation, biological process: regulation of DNA-templated transcription; telomere maintenance via telomere lengthening. The record is from RefSeq and is a predicted model, not a curated record. NCBI's taxonomy places the organism in Eukaryota, Metazoa, Chordata, Mammalia, Lagomorpha, Leporidae. The transcript is spliced from 3 exons. Gene Ontology annotation, molecular function: telomeric repeat DNA binding. Bases 128 to 1321 code for a protein of 397 amino acids. Gene Ontology annotation, cellular component: shelterin complex.
CUGGCGCAGGCGCACUUCGAGGCUCGGCGGUCGCGGGGGUCUGUGGUGGCUGCUUUCUGUCAGCCUUGCUCCGCGUACGGCGCCGCGGUUCUUCAGAGGGCCGCUCCUCUGGUGCCUGUUGUCAGACAUGGCGGAAGCGAUGGAUUUGGGCAAAGACCCCAACGGGCCUACCCAUUCCUCGACUCUCUUCGUGAGGGAGGACGGCAGCUCCAUGUCGUUUUACGUGCGGCCCAGUCCGGCCAAGCGCCGGCUGUCGACGCUCAUCCUGCACGGCGGCGGCACCGUGUGCCGAGUGCAGGAGCCUGGGGCCGUGCUGCUGGCCCAGCCCGGGGAGGCGCUGGCUGAGGCUUCGGGCGACUUCAUCUCCACGCAGUACAUCCUGGACUGCGUGGAGCGCAACGAGCGGCUCGAGCUGGAGGCCUAUCGGCUGGGCCUGGCCUCAGGCGCCGGCCAGGCCGCGGACGCGAAGCCCGGCGCUUCCUCGGCCGAGGGCGCCGCGGAGCCCGAGCCGCAGCCGCCGGCGGGCCGGAUCUCCUUCUCGGACGCGGACGACGUGGCCAUCCUGACCUACGUGAAGGAGAACGCGCGCUCGCCCAGCUCCGUGACCGGCAAUGCCCUGUGGAAGGCGAUGGAGAAGAGCGCGCUCACGCCGCACUCGUGGCAGGCGCUGAAGGACCGCUACCUGAAGCACCUGCGGGGCCAGGAGCAUAAGUACCUGCUGGGGGACGCCCCGGUGAGCCCGUCCUCGCAGACGCUCAAGCGGAAGGCCGAGCAGGACCCGGAGGCCGCGGACAGCGGGGAACCACAGAAUAAGAGAACUCCAGACUUGCCUGAAGGAGAAUAUGUGAAAAAAGAGAUGAAAGAGAAUGAAGAAGCAGUCAAAAAGAUAUUUAUGGAGGCCACCCGGGAGUUUGAGGAGGUUGUGGUGGAGGAGAGCCCCGAUUUUGAAAUACACAUCACAAUGUGUGAUGAUGAGCCAUCUACACCUGAGGAAGACUCAGAAGCACAACCUGAAGAGGAAGAGGAAGAAGAAAAAGUUUCUGCACCAGAGGUGGGAGCUGCCAUUAAGAUCAUCCGGCAGUUAAUGGAAAAGUUUAACUUAGAUCUGUCAACAGUUACACAAGCCUUUCUGAAAAACAGUGGUGAGUUGGAGGCUACUUCCUCCUUUUUAGAGUCUGGUCAGAGAGCUGAUGGAUACCCAAUUUGGUCCCGACAGGAUGACAUAGAUUUGCAGAAAGAUGAUGAGGAUACCAGGAAUGCAUUGGUUAAAAAAUUUGGUGCUCAGAAUGUAGCUCGGAGAAUUGAAUUCCGAAAAAAAUAAUUGGCAAUAUAAUGGGAAAGAAAAAUGAUGUGGCAGGUGGGACUAUUAAAAAUUGUGACCAUUGAAAUUUAGAGAGCUCUUGCAUUGACACUUACCUUCUGACCAAUGCUGCCGUUGCUCUGUGAAUUACAGGUUAUAACAAGCAGAGUUGUGUAGAAGGAUAAAAAGUCAGAGCAGUUGGUAUGUGUAUUUAUAAUUGUCCCUGGCAAGUAUCAGUGUUUAUGAAAGGAAAAUCUAACCCAGUGAGGGGUUGGUUUACAUAGUAGUAGUUCUUUGUGGAAUCGGGACCCCUGCUGCAUUGGUGACAGGCUAGUGACAAAGUCAAAGGAGGAAAUUGGGAGGCAUACAUCUUUUAGGUAGCAUGUAUGAAGAACCUCCCCUUUCCUUUUGCAGAAGCUCCUCUAGGUUGUGAUAUAUUCCAAAUCAAUAAUCUAGAAAUAUGGAAAGAUCUAAUUGCAAAGUCUUAAACAUGAAAUAUCCCACAUCCUUGUAUUCUCCCAAUGAGCUCUUAUUUUAGACUGCUUUGAAAAUCCUAUAUUUGCUUUGCUGUCCUUUUCUUCAAUCCCUUCUCAGUCAAGUCUCCAGGAUGUUUCUUUACAUACCACUCGGUUUUGUUUAACACAUACACAGAACUCUCAAGAGUCUUGAAGAACAGUCUUACUCUGUUAAUAGUAAUGUGUUUUUAUUUAUUGAGAAUAGUUUUGUGCUAAAGACUGUGCUAGACUUAAAAAUUAGUGGGAUCACUUCCACUUUGUUGUGUCGCUUUUGUUAUUGAAAAUAAAUAUAACUUUGUAUUUGAA